Molecule: messenger RNA, 1368 nt
Organism: Endocarpon pusillum Z07020
Lineage: Eukaryota; Fungi; Ascomycota; Eurotiomycetes; Verrucariales; Verrucariaceae
Product: Actin-related protein 3
Exons: 3
Coding region: 1-1368 (455 amino acids)
Biological process (GO): Arp2/3 complex-mediated actin nucleation
Cellular component (GO): Arp2/3 protein complex; actin cortical patch
Molecular function (GO): actin filament binding
Source: RefSeq, a predicted model, not a curated record
AUGGCUUCGCAAACGCCCGCCGUUGUCAUGGACAAGUAUGUUUUUCAAAGCUUGGUAAGGACGCUCGGCCAAACCGAGUCGAACUCAGUAGCUUAUGCCAACCCAGGGUUCGCCGGCAAUGACUCUCCUUCUUUCGUCUUCCCUACUGCUAUUGCGACCAAAGGGUCCGCUGCAGGAGGCAGUGGAUCAGGAUCAGGCAGACCCGCUGUCGCCAACAAACCCUCAUUCCUCACAGGUGGCGCUGGACCAGGAUCGCAACUAUCGGGCAAGCGAGGGACAGAAGACCUGGACUUCUAUAUUGGAGAUGAGGCGUUAGCGGCAGGAGCCGGGCCUGGAUACGGCAUACACUAUCCAGUCAGACAUGGGCAGGUUGAGAACUGGGAUCACAUGGAGAGAUUCUGGUCCAAUUCCAUAUUCAAAUAUUUACGGGUCGAGCCUGAAGACCAUUACUUUCUUCUCACGGAACCGCCACUGAAUCCUCCAGAAAACCGAGAAAACACAGCCGAGAUCAUGUUCGAGUCCUUCAAUUGCGCCGGUCUCUACAUUGCGGUACAGGCAGUCCUUGCCCUUGCAGCCUCGUGGACAUCGGCGAGGGUCUCAGACCGAUCAUUAACGGGAACAGUCAUUGAUUCUGGCGACGGAGUUACACAUGUCAUUCCAGUUGCAGAAGGCUAUGUAAUUGGAUCAUCGAUAAAGAGCAUACCAAUCGCGGGACGUGAUAUAACAUAUUUUGUCCAAAGCCUCUUGAGAGACCGAGGCGAGGCAGACAGCAGCUUGAAAACCGCCGAAAGAGUGAAGGAAGAAUACUGCUACGUAUGCCCAGAUAUAGUGAAGGAGUUUGCACGAUUCGACAAAGAGCCUGAUCGAUUCCUGAAGCAUACCGUCACUCAACCGAACGGAAGGACGGUGCAAAUAGACGUUGGCUACGAACGAUUCCUCGCUCCGGAAAUCUUCUUCAACCCUGAGAUCUACUCUUCUGAUUUCCUUACACCUCUACCAAAUGUAGUUGACGGAGUCAUCCAGUCAUCCCCUAUUGAUGUCCGACGAGGCUUGUACAAGAAUAUCGUGCUGUCAGGCGGCUCAACAUUAUACCAGGCCUUUGGUCGGCGGUUACAACGAGACAUCCGACACCUCGUUGAGGCGAGGAUACGGGCAUCAGAAGCGAGAAGUGGUGGAGCGAGGAGUGGUGGUUUGGAUGUGCAGGUGGUGACUCACAAAAGGCAAAGACAUGGUCCGUGGUUUGGAGGCAGUCUGCUCGGUCAGACACCAGAGUUUCGAAGUUAUUGUCAUACCAAGGCGGAGUAUGAUGAGUUUGGGCCCAGCAUUGUGAGGAGGUUUGCCUUGCUUGGUGGGCCUGGGAGUACGUGA